Dictyostelium purpureum is the source of this 813-nucleotide messenger RNA. RefSeq lists its product as uncharacterized. The record is from RefSeq and is a predicted model, not a curated record. Bases 205 to 723 code for a protein of 172 amino acids. The transcript has 2 exons. Lineage: Eukaryota; Evosea; Eumycetozoa; Dictyosteliales; Dictyosteliaceae.
CUCUACCACUAAUUUUUAUAUUAUUCAUUUUGUAAUUUCUCUCAUAAAUAAAGCUAAUGCACUUAUACAUUAAUUUUUAUUUUUUUAUUGUUAUAAUUUAAAAAACUAUUAUAUCAUUAUCACUAAAUAAAUUAUUUCUAUUAAUAUAAUAAUUAUUUCUCUUUUUUAUUAAUUUUUAAUAAUACUAAUAAAAUAAUUUUUAAAAUGAAAAAUAAACAAUUAUUAAAAAUAAAAGAAAAUAAAAAAUCAAAUAAAUUCUGGUUAGAAGAGUCUGAACUCGAUGAUGAUUUAGAAAUUAAAAAUAAAAAAUCAAAUAAAUUCUGGUUAGAAGAGUCUGAAAUCGAUGAUGAUUUAGAAAUUGAAAGUGAUAGUUUUUUUUUUCCAAAAACAAGAUCAUUGAAAAGAAAAAAGGAAAAGAGUAAUGAAAACGAUAAUCUUCCAAAAUUCAGUCCAGAUAAGCCAUAUUAUGAAGUUUUUGUUGAUGAAGUAGUCACUAAAACCAUUUAUGUAACUGAUUAUGACAUUUGCUAUUGCGAUAAAAAUAAAAAAUACUACUAUAAAAUUCCCCUUACUCUUGAAAAUUUUUCAAUAAUAGAUCUGUUUGAUGCACCGGAUGAGGAAGUAGUACUAAAGCCACCCAAACCAACAAUUCUAGUAUCACCAUCAUCAACUGAUAAUAAUAACGACCAGGAUAUUACAAAAAAAGAAGAUCCUAAAAAUUAAACAAAUUUUUAAUAAUAGAUCUCAGCCAAGCAAAAAAAAUUCCUUUUUUUUACAAAAUUUAUAAUUUUCAAUAAACAUAAAAAACUAUAC